This is a messenger RNA of Oreochromis niloticus (Nile tilapia), 1608 nucleotides long. RefSeq lists its product as uncharacterized. The coding region runs from base 667 to 1368 and encodes 233 amino acids. Lineage: Eukaryota; Metazoa; Chordata; Actinopteri; Cichliformes; Cichlidae. The transcript has 6 exons. The record is from RefSeq and is a predicted model, not a curated record.
CACAGAAGACUCACAGAGGCAUACCUGUUUUCCAUCUUCAAUCUAUGCAAUAUUUAAGCAGAGUUUUCACGAUCAGUUGUAGCCAGAUUGUUAUCCACUGGUGUGGUAUCAUAGCUCAGGCCACUUCUUACUCUGUGAAUAUUUACCUGCGCAUUUGAAGCCUUAGUCUUGUACUUACCUGUUCAUCUCUGUUUCCCUCUCAACCUGCUGGAGUACUGUGCGUUACGACAUGCCUGACCCACUUAUUUUUGGAAUCUAUCAGAACUUAUUACCCUAAAUGUAUACAUGGUAAAGUAUGAAAUUUACAUUGUUUUAUUCUAUUUCAAGUGUCGACAUACUGAAGACUUAUCAGUAUGUACUUUGUAUUUAGGACAUGGUGUCAGGUUUGAUCGACAUUUUAAGGGUUCAACCCUGAACUUAUUUGUGCACACUGGCUCUUGUGAAACAGCAAAAUAUACAAGAACCAUUGAAGCCCUCUGUCUGCAUUCCCGAGUUUUUGACCUAAAUUACUUGGUAAACAUCAUGUUAACUGGAAAUGGUGGCAUCUGGGGUCAUCAACUUUAUUUGCAUCCUCUUAAAAGGGGAUGUGUGAAUGUGGCCGAAAAGUAACUGGUCAGUAAAAUUCAGUAUAAAGAGUCAGCAGAAGUGAUCUCAUACUGAGCCAAGAUGAAAGCUUUUUGUGCUGCUGUUCUCGUGCUGAAUUUCAUCUCUGUGUGCCAACCUGCAUCAGUGGCCUGUAAAAGCUACCUAAAGAAAGCAAAAAAUGUUCAAGAUUUGACUGGGAAAUGGUACGCUAUAGCCAUGUCUUCAAACAGCUGCUGGAAUAUUGGUCCCCCACUUCUAAGUAGUGAUAUGGACAUUACAGCAGUGGAAAAAGCAAACACCUUCGAGGCCACCAUUACAAUGAAAAUGUAUGGACAGUGUAAAAAUCAAACUACACAAUUUCACUAUGGGAACAGCACCAUAUCUGUGGUUAACAGCACAGAUGGCGAAGAUGAUGACAUAUUUGUGUUUCUUGAAAAGACGUGCCGUGAUUACGUCGUUAUAAAGUCGGAUGACUUCACUGACAUUCUUGUGCUUUUAAGUAGGAGAACGUCCAUCACUGCUGAUGAGAUGGAAGCAUUUGAGAGACAAACAAAGUGUCAUAACUUGUACAAACCACAGGUCUUUGAUUCCGAUCAUGACUAUGAGAACUGUCCAACCUUUGAAGAUGAGAAGCCUAAACUUACUAAUUCAGAAAUGCUCCGCAUACAUCAAGGAUGGCGAAACAUGUUCUCACAGCUCUUCACAUGUGUACAAGACAGAGUUUUGUAUUACCCUCGUGCUGCCUUCCAGUGGGUGCAGUCAACAUGGAGUAAUUUGUGGUGAAUGUAGAGAGACACACUAUAAUAAAUAUAUACUUAUUUCAAUCAUGUGUACUUGAAACAGUGCUGUCUUUAGUUUAAAGAUUUGAAGAGCCUGUAGAAUGAAUAAUAAAUACUACAGUUUACUGAUGACCAAUAUUUGAAUAUUAAUUCAAAAUAUCAUUAUAAUGCAGUUGUAUCUGUCCUUCACCUCUCAACUACUAUUCAUCCAACUUGUUGAGGUCCAGAGUAAGGGCAGUGUCUA